CUUACUCCUCCUCGAUCCCAGUGUUCCUGAGCGGACAGUCAGCUGACGGCUGGGUGUUUCCGGCGCUCUGGUCGGCCGCCCUCAUCUUUCUCUCUGUGUCCAGCUGCCGGCCUGGCCCUCCACCCCUUACGACCAAAUCGACAGAGGCCGCUUUCUCAUCCGGCUCGGUAAGCCGUCCACCUGCCGUCCCAUCAUAUUUCCACACACCCACACCCCUGCCCCCAAGGAUGUUGGCGCUCUUCAACCGGCUGCUGGACUGGAUCAAGUCGCUCUUCUGGAAGGAGGAGAUGGAGUUGACGCUGGUCGGGCUGCAGUACUCGGGCAAGACCACCUUCGUCAACGUUAUCGCGCUCCGUUUUGAAAGGUAUAUGGUGGAUGCUGCGGACCGUGAUAAAAUUGAGGCCUCUAGAAAUGAACUUCACAAUCUGUUAGACAAACCACAACUGCAAGGAAUCCCUGUGCUAGUUCUUGGGAAUAAGAGAGAUCUUCCAAAUGCUUUGGAUGAAAAACAGCUCAUUGAAAAAAUGAAUUUGGCUGCUAUCCAGGAUCGAGAAAUCUGCUGCUAUUCAAUUUCAUGCAAAGAGAAAGAUAACAUAGAUAUUACUCUGCAGUGGCUUAUUCAGCACUCAAAAUCCAGAAGAAGCUGAAAUUUAAUGGUGAAAAUCCGUGUGAUUGGCCACAGUCCUUUCUGCACUCAGUUUACUUCAUUCUUCAUGGAUAACCUGCAGAAAUACACUAUCCUGAAUAUAUUGAAUAUAUUGAAAUACUUUGAGUCCCUCAUGACACAUCUGCUGAAAAGUAUGUUCUCAUUGUGAGAGACAAACUUGCUUUACCAAUGCCAUUAUAUAAAAUCAUGAUUGAGACAAAUGUUGAAGUCAGUGAUAGAAAAGCACAAGGAAGAGCCCAUGAAAAUUAAUCAUGCUUGUUUCUUAGCCUGAAAUGUGUUUUGAACUGCAGUAUCAAGUAAUCUUUUAUAGCUUUUAUCAAUCUCUCACCAUUAAUUUCCUUACAAAUGGGGUUUUAGAGCAUGUUACAUUGCACCCCGUAUUUGUGUUGGUGCUGUAGAUAUUUCAGUGUCACUAGAAUUUUUAAAUGUUCACAGUUGGUACAGUAUUUAAUUUAGUCAUGAGCUUUUGCAUACAAAUAGAAUAUGUAUGUGGUAGUUGGGGGACCAUCACUGAGGUUUAUUUAACGUGCUUUAACUGAAAUUUAUGCAUUGGAUGUGCUGGUUGAAUACACUGCUUCAACAUUAGAGUCUUGACACUAUUGGGCAACAUGUGACCUUUCUGUAACCAUGCAUGCAAACUUCAAAUUACAAGAUUUGUAAAUAAUAUAUGUUGAAUUGGUUUACUUUUUCUAUUUAGUUGACUUGUGAAUAAUUGUGCUCUCCCCUCACUUCUGUUGAAAUAAAUGGAGUUAAUGAGAGCAUAUUGUUGUCAUAUUUACUAUCGUUCAAAGACUUGUUGUACUCAGCUCACUUUUGUGUUUAUGGUAGUCUGCAAUUGCAUUUGUUGCUUCAGGAGCUUGCCUGAUGUGUAAUUUGGCCUUAUUGUGAGGCCCCCUAUGUUCUAAAUAUAGAGAAUUUUGGAAGUUA
Molecule: messenger RNA, 1594 nt
Organism: Stegostoma tigrinum
Lineage: Eukaryota; Metazoa; Chordata; Chondrichthyes; Orectolobiformes; Stegostomatidae
Product: ADP-ribosylation factor-like protein 8B-A
Biological process (GO): anterograde axonal transport
Cellular component (GO): lysosomal membrane
Molecular function (GO): GTP binding; GTPase activity
Source: RefSeq, a predicted model, not a curated record